Apodemus sylvaticus (European woodmouse) is the source of this 3134-nucleotide messenger RNA. RefSeq names its product aldo-keto reductase family 1 member E2 (gene Akr1e2). Gene Ontology annotation, molecular function: aldose reductase (NADPH) activity. Bases 55 to 960 code for a protein of 301 amino acids. The transcript has 10 exons. Gene Ontology annotation, cellular component: cytosol. NCBI's taxonomy places the organism in Eukaryota, Metazoa, Chordata, Mammalia, Rodentia, Muridae. The record is from RefSeq and is a predicted model, not a curated record.
UCUCUGGCACCUUAAGUACGGAUUGGAGGCUGAACCUCUGAGCGAAGGGGAACCAUGGAAAAAAUCCCUACAGUGGGCUUGGGCACCUGGAAGGCCUCUCCAGGAGAAGUGACUGAUGCGGUUAAGGUGGCGAUCAACAUGGGCUACCGGCACUUUGAUUGCGCUUACUUGUACCACAACGAGAGCGAGGUUGGACUGGGAAUCAACGAGAAAAUCAGAGAGGGCGUGGUGACGAGAGACGAGCUGUAUGUCGUCAGUAAGCUGUGGUGUACCAGCCACAAGAAGUCUUUGGUGAAGCCAGCAUGCACCAAUACCCUGGCGGCCUUAAACUUGGAUUACCUGGACCUCUACCUCAUACACUGGCCCAUGGGUUUCAAGCCUGGGGAAAAAGAUAUCCCUUUGGACCGCAGUGGCAAGGUCAUACCCAGUCACACCAGCUUCCUGGACACUUGGGAGGCCAUGGAGGAUCUGGUGAUCGAGGGUCUGGUGAAGAAUAUCGGGGUGUCCAACUUUAACCAUGAACAGCUUGAGAGACUUUUGGAGAAGCCUGGAUUGAGAAUCAGGCCAAUAACUAACCAGAUUGAAUGCCACCCAUAUCUUAAUCAAAAGAACCUGAUUGAUUUUUGCCAUAGAAGAAAUGUGUCUGUGACUGCUUACCGUCCCCUCGGUGGCUCAAGAGAUGGUGUUCACUUGAUGGAUGAUGUAGUCAUUCGGAAGAUUGCUAAGAAGCAUGUAAAGUCUCCUGCUCAGAUUUUGAUCCGAUUUCAGAUUCAAAGGAACUUGAUAGUGAUUCCCAAAUCUGUCACCCCAAGUCGGAUUAGAGAGAAUAUCCAGGUAUUUGAUUUUGAAUUAACUGAAAAAGAUAUGGAAGAACUCCUGAGCCUAGACAAGAACCUCCGCUUGGCCACAUUCCCCACAACUGAAAAUCACAAGGACUACCCUUUCCACAUAGAGUUCUGAAGCCAGCUACACUCUCUGUCAUUUCUGCUCAGUGGAAACAAACAGACCAUCAAGCUCAGCAGCACUGAUCCACCUCUGCAGAGGCUGUGUGGUCCCUGUGUGGCCGCAGCACCAGACACAGACACAGCCAAGAAUGACAACAGAGUCGGGACAAGGAAAAUCCUGCUAGAACAGGACCAGUUAAGAGAAAAAUAAAGAUCUAGCGAUGAUAAAGGGAAGUACCAUGGGGCCAUGGCUGCUUCCAAGUUCUUAGGGCUAGCCAAGCACAAAGAAUAAUGUAAUUUAUGUCAGUCAGUCCUAGUCUUUAUGGCUUCCAUAUUCAGAAGUGAGAUUCGGAUUGCUCACGAAUUAAAAUUACCUUCACAUUCUAAGAAAACCAGCUUGACAGAAGUGUUUGAAUAACAUGUUAGAUUUGAGAAGGUAGUACAGUUAAUAUCCAUGUUGGCUUCAGUAACCCCCAGCCUGAGGCCAGCUAGGUACUCUGCCCUCCCAGUAUUAUGUAGAUGAUUUUAAAGCAAAAUCUUCCUGCACUUAAGAGAAGAAAAGGUUAUCAAGCUGAGGGCCCAGCUGAGACAAAAUGUUUUUUUUUAUUUUUCUUACUUAAAAACUUUUGGCUUUUGGCAUGGGUUGGUGAGGACUGUAUGUGCAUCUUCACAUAUGUAUGCAGUUGAACAUGUGUAUGCAUGCCUGUGGAGGCUCACUUCUAAAAAGAAGAAGGGAUCUCUUUGGGUCCCAGGAAGAGAUUGGCUGUAGAAACUCAUUUGCUUCUGAUGCAAGAACCUCAUGUGAAACUUGUCAGGGCAGUGUGAGUGGGACAGGAGUUGGAUGUCCCCAUAGGCGAUCUACAAAGGCCACUGAAAAUCUAUCACCUGCAUUUCAUUGAGCAGACCCUGACUCCUCCUCACCCCCACUACAGUGAACGUUUAUUGUUUCCAAAUUCAUAACUCCUUAUCAUUAAUUAAUUUUGUGGCCAUACGAAAUUUAGUUAGCUCUUAAACUUUGAAUUUUUCUUAAAAAUGGAAUCAUACACCUAAAGCAGUGGAUGUAAUCAUUAGCAAGUAAAAGCCUCUGUGGGUUGAUGUGAGUAUACCUAGAAGUUACAUAUUGUUGAAUCUCCGAGGAUCUUAUCUAACAUAUCUAAUGACAUAUCUAACCAUAAUAUUUUGCAUAGCUCUGGUUACUUACACAGAAAACACUGCCAAUUUGGAAAGUUUUUCCUAAUCAUAAUUCACAUUGUGUGAAUCAUUACUUCCUACUCUACUGCCGUGCAAAUGAGGAUGGAAUUCCACAAGAUGGAUGGUCCAGAACUUCUUCUUGUCUGUAUUAUGAGAAUAUAAAGUAUCACCGUUCUUCCCUAGCCAGCUGUUGGUUGGAUUAAAGAAAAUGUGGGAGCCCCAGGCCUCCAUGUAAAGACACUGACAAUCUCUUGAGAACAUACUUCCAAACUAACUGUAUUUUAGCAAGCAUACAUAAAUAUUAAAAUCAAGCCACAUCCAUGUCUACCCCAUGAAGAUCUAAAUACCCCCUUCUUUGCUAAGGAAGCUUGUGGUGUCUCAUACCAAAGGCUUGUCAUCCUCUUGCCUUCCAAACCACAGGGAACCUAAAAUUUGAUGGCAAUAUAGAAACAAUGCCUUUCAACUUGAUUUCCAAAAGCAAAUUUGUAAGUCUCUCCUUUCUUUCAUGAGAGCAGAGAUGGGGGCCAUUUUGCUUUGUGGGGUCAGUCUUCAGAACAUACUUCAAAAGGCUAAGUGGACGGUAUCCAUCUUCAAAGCAUCCUCAGACUUCCCAGAAAUCUCUGGCACCCAGCCCUGACCUCAGGUCAGCUGCCAGCAAAUGAACUUGUGACAGCCCCAUGAAGGCAGGGGCAUGACUGUGUCUGUCUGGUCCCCAGCCCUCAUCCUGGCAACCCCAAGCAGGAGGCUGGCAUAAAGUUGGUGUUCAACAGUGUUUUGCUGGGUUGAUGUACAAUGGCCUCUACCAAGGAAGGAGAGAGAGUACAGUAGGGGUGUCCCAAGCUUUGGAGCUAGACAGGCUUGGCCCUUAACCUUCCAGUCACCUUAGCCUCAGACUGUGCUGUUCCUCUUACCUAACAAUGUCACCACAGCACCUCAGACAGCUCUUAGGAAUGUCAGCUAGAAAUAGAAUACAGAGUCUUUAGUCAACAAAGGCAGAAA